Messenger RNA from Marchantia polymorpha subsp. ruderalis, 5253 nucleotides. The record is from the annotation of a GenBank genome assembly. NCBI's taxonomy places the organism in Eukaryota, Viridiplantae, Streptophyta, Marchantiopsida, Marchantiales, Marchantiaceae.
CUUGUAGUAGAUCUCGGCUCGUCACUUUUGCAGGUGGACGUAAAGCAUCAGUGACAUAGUCAGCCUGCAGUGCAAUGGGAAUGACAUUAUGUCUUUCUACAGAUGAAGUUGGGACUGUUGGGGGGCUGGCGAAUUCUUUAGAGCACUUUUACAGGUUCCAAGCUGCACCUUAGCAAGCUCCUAUAUCGGUCCAGAGCUCCACGCUCCUCAAGGAGCUUACCAUUGUCACGAAGGGGGCUAGAGUUAUCGUGGUCCUCGUCAAAUGAUGGCAGACUCAAAUCGCCUUCUGGGAACCUCUGAUGCAGUCUCAAGCUCCGCCCCAAUGAAACGUUCUUUUCCAGAGGUCAAAUGGCCGCUCGAGAGGUUCUAAUGAAAAUAGAGGUGGCGUUCUUAGCCCACGAACCAAGCACAGUAAGUGGGCGGUUUGCUUCUGCAUCCCACCAAACUGGAUCUCCUUUCCAAAUGUCGGAAUAAAGAGGGCACAAUCACCGAGAUAUUUUAGGACCUGCUCCUUCAAGAGCUCCAGACCUCUCGGAACACUCCUUCUGCAGGAAGUUCGGAGUUGCAAUUUAAGUAUUUCGAAGUUUGAAAACCCUUGCACCUAUUUCUUCUCCUGCGGCCGUGCCAAUUCUAGCCUAGAGUCGCGGGCAACGACCGAGCUGACAGAUCCACUGAAGCAUCUUCGCACCAAAGAAAGUGCAAUCGUAGGAAUUCGGAGAAAAGCCCACGGGCAGACAAGCCUCAGGAGCGGCAGCAGCCUGUGCACAAAACUCACGCGAGCUCAACACUUGCUGCUCAACACCACCACCACCGAGCCGACCGAAGCAAGAUGAACCGGGUGCGGCUCGUUUUGGUUUGUGGCACUGCAUAGCCAUAGCACGGACUCGACAUUUCAAGGAUCACGCGAGUGGUAGAUUAUGAACAUCAUCACGCAUCAUCCAUCCAACGAUGAAGAAGCAGCAGCAGAAACCGUUCUCAUCUCGCACGUCCGUCCGAGGGGGAGGGGAGGGGAGGGGAGGGGAGGAAGAAGCUCGGGGCCGCUCUAUCACGCAAAUAGCGUUUGUCAGAAACGUCGAAUAACUCCUCCUAUUUAGGCUCGUGAGAGGAACGGAGGACGAGGACGAGGCUGGCCUGCCUGCCUACAGACAGACAGUCAAACAAGACCACUCCAGUCUCUAGAGCGUCGAGCCUAGACACUGCUCUACCAAAGACAGAGCCCACCGAGGAACCCAAACCUUGCAUCCCAACUCGGUCCAUUCGCUCACUUCCAGUAGUAGCUCUGGUGAGCAGCAGCAGCAGCAUCUGCAACAAGACGAGACGAGACCAUGCUCUGGAAUUCGCACCAGAAGGAGGAAGAGGAGAACGACGUUCUUAGUUGAGGGCAAGGCCAGGCCAGCCAGGGACAUGGCCUUUUAGCUACAGUCGUGGAGUUUAGUCGGGGAGGUUCCCUGCUGGGACACGCAUCCGAGCAUCAUCAGCAUCAGUUGCAACAGCAGCAGCAGCAGCUGCUGUUUCUGCAGCAGAAGACGAAGUAGCAGGACCAGUGUCGUAGUGGGAGUAAAGGGCGGUGCUAGUGUAGUCGUAGUUGUAGCUCGUCAUUCGGUGGUGCCUGCGGGAGGAAGGGAGGGAGGGAGAGAGAGACGGGGGAUUCGAUUUCGUGUGGUGCUGGCCCUAGACGGACAGAGAGGGGAGGGGGCGAGGCGAAAAUGAGAGAGCAGAAGUCGUUGCCAGAGCAAGAGCGAGAGCAUGAGCAGGAGCGGGAGCAGUCAGUCGUAGCGGGGCUCGGGCAAAACCUCAAGGCACCGACGGCAGAGAAGGAGGAAGGCGAGAAGCUGCUGCUGCUCAAGGAUGAAGGUUUGGAAGCCAUUCGGACGAUGUUCGAGUGCGAGUCAAACGAGGAGCUCGAGGGCAGCCACCAGUGGUGCGUGGCGAUGGCAUUGAACAAGGUAGGUCUGCUGACGGUGCUACGGGCGGCGUGGAAAUGGCAGGAGCCGGGACUGUGUAUGGAAUUUGUGCGCAAUUGGAAUCACCAGACCAGAGCGACGAGAGUGGGUGAUCUGGAAAUCAAUGUCAGCUUGGAGAAUUUUGCACUGGCCACAGGUUUACAGGCCGAAGGUGGGGCGGGAUUACUGGGUUUGAAUGCGCACUGCCGCGCGCAGCGUCCGAUGGAUCACGAGAACUUGGUCAAGCACUUUGAGCACGCUCCCGCUGUGAAGCCGCAAAAUGGCUACAUGCUCGAUAAGUGUAGGGAUCCGGUCCUCCGGGACAUCGUGAUCCUGCUGAACAUGACCUUCUGGAUGAAACUCAUUCGGCAAUCCCGAUGCUCGGGCGAGCUUCUGUACCUCGUCGUCCAGGCCAUGGAAGGACUGGAAGUCAACUGGAGCCGAGUUUUCUACGAGAAGUUCGUGUGCGAAGUCAUGCGCCUUCAGGACGUUCUCUCGAAUAAACACAUUGUGUCGCACCAGCAGCUCAUCACCGUGGCAGGCCCGCUCAUGUGCUUCCUCUACGACUGCGCCAAAGUCAACCGCACCCUUGCUGCGCAUGCCACAGAUGCUCGACAUUUCGCCCAACCGCAGCAGCAAGUCCAGCCAGAAGAGCAAUUACCCGAAGCAUCAGAGGUUCAACAAUCCGAAGCCCAAGCCGAAGCUCAAGCGCAAGCAGAGCACAACAGCAUAGACGAAAAAUAUCUCUCGUGUACAAAGCGCUCUUACGAGGAUUGCGUACUCCAGCAAGACAGCACCGUGACCAGCAAUGGGACCUCUGUGCCGCUGGCUGAAAUGCCCACCAAGGUGCAGAAGGUGGAAUCCACGAGGGCAUCGUCGACUUCCAUGGAGCUCGUCUAUGCCAGCGAGCAGAGCAGAGCAGGGGAGGAGGGCAGUGCAGGGCAGAGAGAGGAAGAGGGAGAGGCAGCGUAGAGAGUCGGGAUAGGAACCGAACCUACUGCUAGAUUGGGGAGCCAGUAGAAUUGAUGGUCCCCCGAACAGAGUAAUGUCUUAGUCCUAGGAGUAGAUAGAUUGGUAGGCAUAAUUUACAUCGAUACCCAAUGUCAACGAUGAUGCGAUGCGCUCGUGCCAUACAUGGGACCUCAGCCGGCUUUGACCGUGUAAAGAUUAACGAUACCAUGAGUCGAUUUCACUUCCAGUGAGUGAACAAUCGUUCCGUUUCCAUGGCUGGGGGUUACUUGUCUUGUCUUGUCUUUCCAGUCCUUGUCUGCUGCUGCAGCAUCUGCUCUAAAUCCGUUCCGCAGUCCAAAUCUGCUCUCGUCUCCGUGGAUUGCAAUUUCUGAUGAGGAGUGCGGGAAGGUUCCUCACCCCCAUCCAUCCAUCCAUCCUUCCUUCGUUCCUUCGCCCUUAGGGUCCUCUGUUUGUACCAAUUUUUUUCUUCCAUCGAAGCAAGGAUGAUUCAGCCUUCGACGCUCUCCUCCGAGGAAAACCGGAUGUAGAUGGAGGAGAGAGAAAGAUGAGUUUGUACAAGUACAGAGACAGGUCAGUGUCAUCCGUUUACUUAUGCGAGAUAAGUCUUAUGAGUGUGCUCCGUCGGAUUUUAGCCACGGUCAAGUUCAUCAAAUAGGUUUCGAGACAAGACCCGGGUUGUUUCCGGUUCCAGGUUUCUCUUUCCCACGUUGAAGUGGAAAAGGGAGAGGAGAGAAGAGAUUGGAAUUCAUGAAUUUAUUCGACGAGGUGUGAAUGCGAGUAGUGUACACCAAUCGCGCACGGGAAUUAGGCCAAGCCGAAAACAGAUCAGAAAGGAUGGUGCCGAGCAUCGACUUCGUCAUGGAACACGUGUGUCGCUUCUCCUUCUGCUGAACCAUAUGAAAGAGCCGUUGCUCUGCUCGGUGCCGUACCCCCCUCCUCGAGUGGGUUUCCUCAUGUGCAGUAUCCAAUCACUGUGCCCUUGAACACUCAUGCAACUGCUCGAACCAUUUCACCCCUCUCUGUCUCUGUCUCUCUUUCUCUCUGUCCCUGGUCAAGUGUCAUCUUCUCUGCUCACGGAUCAGGUUGUAGAGCACAGUCCAGCUUCCGUGUCACUGAACCAGACAGCCUGGAGAUAGCACCAACGGAUUUGAUUCUGCACUCGUAUGGAUGUGCCAACAUGUCUCACUUGCCAUGUUAACAAGAGCGAAUAGCUCCGUGGAUCUCAUGCGGUACUUAUUAUUAAGGUCUGUAAACACAUCAGCUGCAUUAUGUUGAUUUACACUGGCACAUCGAAUCGAUGCUCGAUUGCACAUCGAACGAAGGAACUGCAUCUGACAUCGAAAAUUCUUUCCUGUCCCCGGACGGACGAGAGAUCUGGAGAGUUGCAGGCAGAGAGAGGAGAGAGCUGGGACUCGGAACGGCCCCGUCCUGUAAUUGCCACGGUGAUGGAACGGGGCCGCUCACACGUCACACCCACUCCCACGAGAAGACCGGAGCAGUAACGUGGACUUUGAAGACGACGACGACGACGACCGCGGCCUUGAGGGACGAGGACGACAUCGUACUGACUGCCCUGCACUGGAAUGUACUGCACUGUACUUUGCUGUGAAUCAUCCGCAGUAGCUCGACCGCUCACGGUUCACUCUCCUCCGAGUUCCAUCAAAACGAAGCGAAUCUUUCUCUUCAAAAGCUGUCCUUUCCUGCUCCUUCCGCUCAAGAACAUUCCGAUUUUCAAAUCUGGUCAUCCUUUUGCCAAACCUGCAAAAGUCAUGAUUUCACGGGAUCAGGUUUCAUGACAAGCUCGGAUCAUUGUUCGUGCUAGCUUUUUGCUGGACGAUCCGGGCAAGUGGCCCGACGACAGCAGCAGCUGCCAUGGACCGGCAGCACGCGCUGUACUGGAUCGACUGUGGCGGGAGAUUUCCUCCCCACGUCCAUUAUUGCAACCCCCCGUCCCGAAGGUCGGGAGGGAGGGAGGGAGGCGCAGGGGGAGGGGCGUACCAUACGUCUCGCCUUGUACGCCACGGUCUUGUCACCUUCUCGCCCUUUCCGUCACGGCGUCUGUCAGCGAUCGUGGUACUGAAACCAAACCGCUCGACGUGCGAGUAGGAAAGGUGAGAAGUUGAGUUUAUGAAAUGUCUGCAAUACUGGAUAUCAAACGGAACAGAGUUGCAUCACUCGUACAUUAAUCGCGGUAGCCGGAAAGGAGCAGAGGUCUGGAAGUCGAUUUGGUUUAAUUGGAAACAAAAGAAUAAGGGAGCGGCUACUUAUUCUCACCCUAUUAUAGGGCUGGGUGUGUUGUGCUCGCGAGUAAUUUCAUGGAUAAAUUGUUUGGUUGGAU